Messenger RNA from Strongylus vulgaris, 453 nucleotides. The record is from the annotation of a GenBank genome assembly. Lineage: Eukaryota; Metazoa; Nematoda; Chromadorea; Rhabditida; Strongylidae.
AUGAACGAUACAGACGUAGGAGAUGUUAAUAUACACGCAUUUGCUGGACUUGUGAUGCUUAUGGUCUCACCAUUCGGAGUUGCGGCGAAUGCCUACGUCUUCUUAAAUGUGCUGAGCCGACGCCAAUCUCGAACCUCAUUUUUGACCUUAUGUGCAUCAAAAGCUCUUUUCAACUUGAUUAUCUGCAUUGUCUUCCUUGUUUGGUGCACCCCAACGGCUUUUCUCCAUUCCUAUUACCUAUCGCCUGUUGUUCAAGGGCUCUUAGGAAAUUUUAUUGGAGGAAUGAUCUACUUAGGCGGUGUUCUUACGCAGGUGAAUGUUGUUCUAGCCUCAGUGAAUCGCCUUAUCGCCUCAUUUUCUAUACACCUCUAUAAUAAAAUCUGCACUCUUCGCAACACUUUGGUAAUCUUUAGCUUCUUUAAUAUCAAACCUAGUAAAAAUACAGAAAUGUAA